AAUUCCCGCUACGUCUGCUAUUCGCUCUUUCUUCGCUUUCGCUCUACUACUGUGUUAUGUGAAUGAUUUUGUCUCUACAGACUCCUAUGUACAAAUUUGUUCUAAUCGCUUCCAUAGUGUUGAUUACGGGAGGAAUGCUCACAACAGCCUUCAGUUUAUUUAGUCCACUGUGGCAGGUAGCCGAGCGACCAAAAUAUGCCGAAAUACAUUACCAUGGUUUAUGGUGGGACUGUAUCAUAUCUGAUGGGACACUUAUACCUCUUAGCGAUCCAACUCCACAUACCAGUCGCAACGAUGAAAAGUGCGCAAACAAGUUCGAUCCCGCUGUUCAACAUUUGAUUAGAAAUGCGCUGGAAUCGAGAGAUCCUACGUUAAAAGAAUUACUCUUCCAUCGAUUUCUUCCCCAUCACAAAGCUGUUAUAUUCUUCUCCGUAUUCACUUUUGUGUUCGGUACGAUCGGUUUGAUAACUGGAGCGUGUUCACCGUGCUUUCCACCAAACUCAUUGCUAUAUGUCGUUUCCAUAUUCAUGACAAGCGCAUGUUCUGUGCUAUCCGACGUGAUCUUCGUUUAUGGCACUAGUAAGAAAGAAGAGCUCAAAGAAGACGUAGAGGUGCAUGAAGAGGACAUGGUCCAGAAUCGCCUAGGACUUGCAUGUUACCUUCACAUGCUUGCUUCAUGUCUCUUCAUCAUGGCUCUGCUUACUGCUGUCGCCUCGUCAUACUUAUUAAUAUCAUCGGGCAAGGGAAGGGAAGGAUGCUGUCAAAGUAAAAAGGAUUACAUACAGCAACACAGGUACAAUCACGAUGGGCGCACUGUGUUUGCGUGCAGUAGGAAAUCGUGCAGACCCAUCGUUGUGAUAGAGGACGAAAGUUUGUAAUGCGGGUACAAAGGCGGAUUCGAUCUCUAGUUUCUGCAAUUUAACACGUUCUAUGUGAUUAAUCUUGUCUGUGAAGGUGCUGUCACUUUUUUCUCCACAUGAUUCAACACCGGAUACUACCGGUAUUCCAUUCGUGAUCUGGAGAGAAGAUUAUAUCAACUCAGUGUGCCAUAAUAUUCUAGUCAGGAGUUAGCAAUGAGCAUUUUGAAAGGAAUGAUUAUUCAUGCGAUUUAUAAGCAAAGAGACGAAAGAUGCUCUUUUGACAAUCAAUCAGCAUCGACUUGACUAGCGUUAAUAGCCAGUGUAUGUCUUGUGAACAAGUUUUUGCCUUUUUCUGUUAAGUAGGAAUCUCUCUUUUCGUACUUUCAUCGAAUGCAAUAAUAUAUGUGGACAACAUCGAAUCUGCGAGUCAAUCUCUACCCUUUCAUGCUUAUAUGUUGCUUUGUUUCUUAUUGUACAGAAC
Molecule: messenger RNA, 1341 nt
Organism: Cylicocyclus nassatus
Lineage: Eukaryota; Metazoa; Nematoda; Chromadorea; Rhabditida; Strongylidae
Source: the annotation of a GenBank genome assembly